Messenger RNA from Toxorhynchites rutilus septentrionalis, 3018 nucleotides. RefSeq names its product interaptin-like. NCBI's taxonomy places the organism in Eukaryota, Metazoa, Arthropoda, Insecta, Diptera, Culicidae. The transcript is spliced from 3 exons. Bases 195 to 2909 code for a protein of 904 amino acids. The record is from RefSeq and is a predicted model, not a curated record.
GUGAUCUAUUCAACGUAACGAGUGAUCGUGUAGAAAACGGGAGAGCCAUUUUCGUUUGUCGGUUCGAAGAAUAAGGAUGCUCGCAUUUAUCUGCCCCGUGUGAUCAUUAUCAAUUGGUGUCCGGUUAGCAGUGAGUUGUGUACAAAUCGUGAUUUUUUUUUACUGAAGAGACAUAGACUGUGCCAUUCAUAUCGAUGGCAUCCGUUUGUUGGUUGCUCUUGGCGGCGAUGCUCGGCAAUGGCUGCGGGUACACAAUUGUACAGCGAUCAGAGCACCUUGAUCAGCUCCAACAAAACUACCUCCGGUUCCAAAACCGACAAAAUCUAGUCCAACCGGCGUUGGAUUCAUGGGACCAACCACCAGCACCGCUCCUCUCCAAAGAAAACUCCCAACGUUUGCUCGAACUGUACUACCUCAUACAAGCUGUCGAAACCUACCGUCGGCCCCAUGUCGCCCACCAGAAUCAUCUGGACAAAUUCAUCCAGGAGCUGCAGGAUGACGUCUUCCAAACACAACUGCGAAUGCUCCUGCGCGACGUCGAUGGCUUCGAAGAGGUAUCCACGCUGGGCAUAUAUAACGACGGUCAAUCGAUGCUGGAGCUGCUGCAAAAGGAAUACUACGUGAACGACUACCGCCUGUUGAUUCCGGUGAUCCAGCGCGUACUGAAUGCGAUCGAUUUGGGCGAGAUUGGAAGUGGGCUCGAAAUCCGUGACAAGCUGUCUGUGCUUAAAUAUGACAUAAGAGAAUUGUCGGUCGAUUUGGUUGAGAAGGAAGAGGAACUCUAUCGAAAUUUGGUGGGACCAAAGGUGGCCGGGCGGGAUAGUUGGACGCUCGAGGAUUUGCUUGCGGGUAUCUUCCAGAAGCAAGAGGGAGACACAAUAGCCGACUUCAAUGACAAAUACGACAUUGUGGACGAGGAUGAGAAACCACUUGACUCGGGUAGAGUCGAAGAAUUCUGGGUGAUUCUUGAAGAUCCUGAACAGGAUGAGUUCAAAACGGAGACGGAUGAUGGUGCCAGUGUUGUUCAGGAGACCUCGCAGGCGUCAAAUGAAAAGCAGGAGUCGAUUGAAGGCUCAAUCACAUCUGGCAGUAACAAAAAUGACUCCUCUCUCGAACCGACAUUGGUGCCAGUUUCAUCACAAUUGCCUGAAAUAUUCCCAUCGCUCGAAGGGAACGAAUCUCAAGAUAUUGAGGAACCAGAAUUAGAUUAUUUCCAGAAACACUAUGGAGUCUCAACAACAACGCUACAAGAAGCCAGCCCUAAACCAGCAACCCAGGAUCGUUCCGAUAGUAUCUUGAUAGAGAAUGAUGUUGACGAAGAACCGGCGACGCUGGAUUAUGUGAUAACAGAGAAUGUCAUGCCCGAAGUGUUUCCAGCGUCUGCUGAAACUAUUGUGGAGUCAGUAGUGAAUAUUUCAACAAAGUUCAAUGAAUCUGUUGAUCCAAUGCCGACGGAUUAUGAUACAGAUGAGGAAUCUACGGAACAAAUCCUGGAUUCAAAUCUGCCCAAAGAAGCGUUGCUGUCGUUACAAGAAUCAGACGCCACCGACAGCGGGGACUCUGUGGUUGACUACAAUGACCCACACUUUGUUUUUGAAUCGGAAAAGCUUCCCCAACCGAUCGACGUUAGCAAUCCCGCUGAUCUUGUCGAACCUCAACAACAUCUAGCGGAGGGAGAUCAGGUGAAACGACCAGAGUCGCUUCCCGCUUUGCAAACCGUACCACUUUGGCUGCUGGAAAACAGUUCAGUGGUGGACGAGGAAGCUGCGCUCCGAGAACUGGAAGAAAAUGAAACAUUCACUGAGACACAAGCCAGCGCAGUUCCUUCCGAGCCGGAAUCCAGACAGGAAGAACCUUCAUCGAUUAUAUUAGAAGUAGACCCCAAUGUGUUGCGCUACAUGAAGACUGAGUUGAUGAAGAUAUUGAACCAGCUGGUGGAAACACAAGGCUUCCAAGAACUGAGGCAAAACAUCACCGAUGAGGACAUAGGCCAGCUAGUUGAUCAGAUGGACCAGGAUGAGAUGAUGAAACUGGUCGGUGGAGACGAUAUUAACCGCGCGGAAUUGAUAAACAUCCUGCAGAACCUGGUUGUGGACAAGGAACUGAAGGACACUGAUAAGAUUGUAACUGCAUUGGAGCUGAUGAAAAAUGGUGAGGGCGCAGGUGAUGGUUACUUUGAAACCAAUUAUGGUGUUGGAAAGGGUCAUGAAGAAGAUGAUAAGGGAAGAUCUUUGGAUGAGUAUGAUAUGGAAGAAGCCUCUUUAGACGUUGAGAACGAGACGAAUGAAGUCGUUGAGGAAGAGAACAGUGAGGAUGAAGGUGAACCAGAAGAAGACGUUGAUUUGGAAACAAUCGAUCAGGAUACAACAGUGAUAACCGAAAACCUUUAUGACGAACUUGAGGAAGACAACCAGAAUAAUGACGAGUUGAAUACCACGGAACAGUUGCCAGAGCAAGAAUUGCCCGAAUGGGUUGACGCGGAUGAUUUCGCUGACAUAAAUUCGAAGAUACUCCAAGAUAGUGAAGUUUUUGGUACAGUGAAAAAAAAGAAUGACACAGAAUCUUCGGGCGAUUUUGAACCCAAAGUUGUACAUGUGUUUCCCUAUGAGCUUUAUAAUGCAACGGUCAUUUCACAUAAAAAGCCGCUAAAUUCUGUGGGUCAAUUCAAUAAUUCACCGUCAAAAAUUUUCCCUUCAAACAUCGGUAAAAUGGGAAAUAAUUCUGAAAAUCGCACUCUCAGUAACGACAUCUCAAAAACAACACCGGAAGACAGCGACCAACCGAAGCGUCAAUUCAUCCAGCCCUUUCCUGCCACAAUCCCCACUGAAACGAAACCUGUGGAAGUGGAUCGAGUUGGGGAUCAGGAAAAUGUUUUAAGCGAGCGAUCCAAAUCUAUACUGGCUGAUUAGCAAUCAUUUUUCCAAUGUUGUGAUCAUCUUUAACAAUAAUAACAGAGACGAAUUAUUUUGUUUUAUAUUAUAAACGACGAUCAAUAAAAACGGAACAAUUCCACAUUAA